Molecule: messenger RNA, 1166 nt
Organism: Polyodon spathula (Mississippi paddlefish)
Lineage: Eukaryota; Metazoa; Chordata; Actinopteri; Acipenseriformes; Polyodontidae
Gene: mrpl2
Product: mitochondrial ribosomal protein L2
Exons: 8
Coding region: 93-1088 (331 amino acids)
Biological process (GO): cytoplasmic translation
Cellular component (GO): ribosome
Molecular function (GO): structural constituent of ribosome; RNA binding
Source: RefSeq, a predicted model, not a curated record
ACGAGCGUCAGUAGUGUGCUGUGCAGUAAAAAUAUGUCCCUAUGAGACUGUGACCUCCCAGUCUGUAGACAUCAGAAAGCGUGAAAGGUGUCAUGGCUUUGUCGGCCCUUGCUCGGGCCCUAGGAUCCCUCUCCCUCUCUGCUUCUUCAAACAUGGCUCAGGGAGUGCGGCCCGCCCACCUUUUGUCACAGACAGUCAAACAGUCCACAGAGCUGUGUCGGUAUUCCAGUCUGCCUUGCAGCCGAUUGUUGCUGACUGUACGGAAGACAUCGUUCUGUUUUGGCGCCCAACAGCAGCCAUGGAGAGGAAUUCUGACCUCUGCUGCGCUGUGCCAAAACAGCACCCGCUGGAAACAGAGAACCAAAUAUACCAUCCGACCAAUUGGCAAGAAGAAGACCGGAGGCAGAGAUCACACAGGGAAAAUCCGCACUCAUGGGAUUGGUGGGGGCCAUAAGCAGCGGUAUCGCAUGGUGGAUUUUCAGCGUUUAAACUUUGAAGCUGGAAAAGAAAGCGAGUUCUUUGAAGAGAAGGUCAUGGAAGUCAGAUAUGACCCCUGCAGGUCUGCAGACAUUGCAUUGGUAGCUGGUGGCAGUCGGAAGCGCUGGAUCAUUGCCACUGAAAACAUGCAGGCCGGAGAUGUUAUCAAAACUUCACGGACCAUCGGCAGAAUGGCAGUAUCUGCCAAUGAGGGAGACUCGUACCCUCUUGGAGCUCUUCCAAUAGGAUCGCUGAUAAAUAACUUGGAAAUUUACCCAGGGAAAGGAGCCCAGUAUGUCAGAGCUGCAGGAACGUGCGGAGUUCUAUUAAGAAAAGUGAAUGGAACUGCAAUUGUACAGCUACCAUCUAAGCGGCAAAUUCAGGUUCUGGAGACGUGCAUGGCCACAGUCGGACGCGUUUCCAACGUUGACCACAACAAGAGGAUAAUUGGAAAGGCUGGUCGAAACCGCUGGCUCGGGAUCAGGCCAUCGAGCGGGUUGUGGCAGAGAAAAGGUGGAUGGGCAGGAAGAAAGAUCAAACCCAUUCCUCCCAUGAAGAGCUAUGUGAAUCUGCCCUCAGCAGCAGCAGCUGCAGGCACCACCACCUCAUGAAUACACACAAACCUGUAGCUCUGUAGGAAUUGAAAACCUUCCACACUUCUAUUCACAAAAUAAACCACCAUUAAAAUC